This is a messenger RNA of Camelus dromedarius (Arabian camel), 752 nucleotides long. It is a transcript of the gene PPP1R14A, whose product is annotated as protein phosphatase 1 regulatory inhibitor subunit 14A. The record is from RefSeq and is a predicted model, not a curated record. Gene Ontology annotation, molecular function: protein serine/threonine phosphatase inhibitor activity. The transcript has 4 exons. Gene Ontology annotation, cellular component: cytoplasm. Bases 204 to 647 code for a protein of 147 amino acids. Gene Ontology annotation, biological process: regulation of phosphorylation. Lineage: Eukaryota; Metazoa; Chordata; Mammalia; Artiodactyla; Camelidae.
GGGCUUCACCCCGGAGCGCGCGGCCGCGGCCAGUCCUGGCGCUGCAGGCGGGGAAACUGAGGCCCCGGGGGGCUGGGGCGGGGCCGGCCCCCCGGCGAGCCUGAGCCCCCGCCCCCGGCCGGCCCCGCCCCGGCCCGUAAGAGGUCCCCCGGGCGCGAGGCGAAAGCGCACAGCGCGGCGCCGGGGCCGGGGCCAGGACCGCGAUGGCAGCUCAGCGGCUGGGCAAGCGCGUACUGAGCAAGCUGCAGUCUCCAUCGCGGGCCCGCGGGCCUGGGGGUAGCCCCGGGGGUCUGCAGAAGCGACACGCGCGUGUCACCGUCAAGUAUGAUCGGCGGGAGCUGCAGCGGCGGCUGGACGUGGAGAAGUGGAUCGACGGGCGCUUGGAAGAGCUGUACCGCGGCAGGGAGGCAGACAUGCCUGAUGAGGUCAACAUCGAUGAACUGUUGGAACUAGAGAGUGAAGAGGAGAGAAGCCGGAAAAUCCAAGGACUCCUAAAGUCGUGCUUGAACCCCACAGAGGACUUUGUCCAGGAGCUGCUGGUGAAGCUGCGAGGCCUCCACAAGCAGCCAGGCCUCCGCCAACCCAGUCCCUCUGGUGACGGCAGCCUGAGCCCCCUCCAGGACUGUGCCCGGACCGCACCUCCCUGACCCUCUCUGGCUUCUGUGACCCCCUCCCUCCCUCUCCGUCCCCUCCAACCCCCAACACUGUCCUGGCUUGUUUGUAAGUUGUAUUUAAUGGUUCUGUAACAAUAA